GCGCGCGGCUCCGUCGUCAUACGUGCGCGCCGCCUUUGUCGCUCGCCGGGGAUGUAGGAAAGCUAUCAUGGCGAGCUCCGCAGCCUCCUCGGUGCGACCGCCUAGGCCCAAGAAAGAGCCUCAGGCGCUUGUCAUCCCCAAGAAUGCGGCAGAGGAGCAGAGGCUCAAGCUGGAGCGGCUCAUGAAGAACCCGGACAAAGCAGUUCCAAUUCCAGAGAAAAUGAGUGAAUGGGCACCUCGACCUCCCCCAGAAUUUGUCCGAGAUGUAAUGGGUUCAAGUGCUGGGGCUGGCAGUGGAGAGUUCCAUGUGUAUAGGCAUCUGCGCAGGAGAGAAUACCAGCGCCAGGACUACAUGGAUGCCAUGGCUGAGAAGGUCAGUGAGCUGAGAGGCUGGCUGAGCGCUCUUUGGACAGUGUGAAUUUUUAGUCUUUAGAGAAAAGUGUUUGAGGAAGAGUAGAAACAACUGAUCAGAGCUUGUAUGAGAGCUGCCCUUCUAUAGUUAGAAUGGAAAGCAGAGUCCAGGUGACCCCUGGGUCAGCGUCAGGACAGCAGAAUGGAUACACUAGAUUAGGGAUGAGGGCUGGGAGUCUUCCAUGUUUAUUGCAGGGCCCAGCAGAAUCCCCUCUCCCGGCUAGGGUAUUUGCUGUGUAACAAACAGCAAGCAGGGUCUCCCACUCUAUGAGUUGUUACUUCUCUAUUCUCUUUUUGCCUGAAUACAGUUAGCUAUGUGUUUGCUAUGAAUAGUAGUGUGCUUUCAUUGUGUCUCCUUUGAGAAUCUGGGUUUUCUAACUUUGAGGCCGGUAUUUUUCAUGACAGAUGUAAAAUAAUAGAAGAGCUUGAGAAUUGCUUAAGAAAUUGUACCUUGGCUCGGCGCCUG
This is a messenger RNA of Otolemur garnettii (small-eared galago), 877 nucleotides long. RefSeq names its product PRKR interacting protein 1 (gene PRKRIP1). Gene Ontology annotation, cellular component: nucleolus. Gene Ontology annotation, biological process: negative regulation of protein kinase activity. The record is from RefSeq and is a predicted model, not a curated record. NCBI's taxonomy places the organism in Eukaryota, Metazoa, Chordata, Mammalia, Primates, Galagidae. Bases 68 to 418 code for a protein of 116 amino acids. Gene Ontology annotation, molecular function: double-stranded RNA binding; protein kinase inhibitor activity; protein kinase binding. The transcript has 3 exons.